This is a messenger RNA of Prunus armeniaca (apricot), 537 nucleotides long. The record is from the annotation of a GenBank genome assembly. NCBI's taxonomy places the organism in Eukaryota, Viridiplantae, Streptophyta, Magnoliopsida, Rosales, Rosaceae.
AUGCUAUAUUCAAUCCCUCAAUCCAAUUCUCAAUUGACUUGGCCAAACUUUAAGUAUCCAAGUGAUGAUUUUGAUAGGAUUUGGGAUGCAGUGGAGGUUGGCAAUGGACUAGUAAAAGUCACAACUGAUGCACAAACUAUUGAUACAUCUGUGCCUGAUGAGCCUCCUGUAGCUGCUUUCCAGUACGGAAUAACAACCUCAAAAACAUCUGAAGCAAUACUUCUGGUCACUGAUCUUCCACCCGUUGAAGUUCCCAUCUACAUCAUCAUGUACUUCUCCGAAGUAAACGAACUUGAUUCGACCCAAACCCGAUCCUUCGAGAUCUACAUCAACGGCAAGUCUCACUUCGACCCCAUUGUUCCAGUCUAUGGAAGUGUCGUUGAGAUGUCCAUUACCAACAUAAGUGCUUCUUCAAACACUUCCUUCUCUUUGGUGGCUACUUCGGACUCGACGCUUCCUCCUUUGAUCAAUGCCAUGGAAGUUUAUUAUGUCAGCGGUCCGAUCACGGAUGGAACUGAGAGCAAAGAUGGUUGGUAA